This is a messenger RNA of Fragaria vesca subsp. vesca, 498 nucleotides long. RefSeq lists its product as uncharacterized. The transcript has a single exon. The record is from RefSeq and is a predicted model, not a curated record. Lineage: Eukaryota; Viridiplantae; Streptophyta; Magnoliopsida; Rosales; Rosaceae. Bases 1 to 498 code for a protein of 165 amino acids.
AUGCCUAGGAAAUUGUCAAAGAUGCAGGGUUGCUUGGUGCAGCCAGCCCCUGUUGAUACUCCCAUGGAGAAAGGGUUGAAAUUAUCUGAUAAAAGUGAGUUGUUAAAGGAUCCGGAUCGUUAUAGAAGGCUUAUUGGGAGAUUAAUAUAUCUCACUGUUUCUAGACCGGAUAUCACUUAUUCAGUACAUGUGCUUAGCAGAUUCAUGCAUCAACCUCGGAAAAUUCAUAUGGAAGCAGCCUUGCGAGUUGUUCGAUACAUUAAGAAUGCGCCUGGUCAAGGUUUAUUCUUCUCCUCUAAUAGUGAUCUUAGAUUGCAUUCUUUCUAUGAUUCAGAUUGGGCAGGUUGUCCAAUCACUCGGAGAUCCACCACAGGUUAUUGUGUUUUCCUUGGUCCUUCACUGUAUUCAUGGAAAUCAAAAAGGCAGAAGACAGUUUCACUCUCUUCCGCUGAAGCAGAAUAUCGGGCCAUGACCGGUGCUUGUUGUGAGCUUACAUGA